AUGGCGAGGAGUAACACAACAGUGAAAUCAAAGACCCCACAGUCAACUAAAGGAAAAUCUGCUGCUCAAAAGGGCGGUCAGCAGCAAAAGCCGACCGCUAAAGCGCCGAUCGCUAAACGCGGUAGCUCAAAGAAGAGCACGCAUUCGGAAUCUGAAGUUGAUGAUGACGCUCUAGACGAUGAUUCUGAUGAAGAAGAUGGAGAAGAAUCAUUCAGCGAGUUUGAAGAAGAAGACGGGGAGCCUGAAAGCGAGGAAGUGAGUGAGGAGGAAGUAGUGUCCGAUGACGAGGAGGAGGAGACAUCAAAGAGGCGUAAAGGCCCAUCUCCAAGAGGUACCCCGAAAAAGAAGCGAAAGUCCACCGGAGGAGAUGAUAGUGCUGAUGGGUUUGAUGGACGGGAAAUUUUCAUUCCAAAGAGGGCUCCGAGAACUGACGGAGGCAUUCCCUACAAACCAAAUCAGCUACAUCCAAACACUCUAUUAUAUAUACGGGAGCUGAAAGAUAACAAUGAACGUGACUGGUUUUGGGAUCAUGAAGCUGAAUAUCGAGUAGCUAAGAAAGAUUUCGAUGAGUUUGUUGAGUGUCUGGCUGAAGAGAUGACGAAGAUUGAUUUCACGGUCCCGCCAUUGCCAGUCAAAGAUCUUACGUUCCGCAUACAUCGAGAUGUUCGUUUCUCUAAUGACAAGACUCCUUACAAGCCCUAUUUCUCCGCAGCAUUCUCUAGAACUGGGAGGAGCGGACAUUACGCACACUACUAUGUCCACGUUGAGCCCGGUAACUGUCGACUUGCAGGAGGUAUGUGGCAUUUAUCCGAGAGCAACAAUGAUGGACUUCGGACCAUGAGACGGCUCAUUGAUCGAGGUGGGCGUCGCUUCAAAAAGGUCAUUGAGGAUCCGGAGAUGAAAAAGUUUUUCUUCAGGAACCCGAACAAGACGCCUUUGGAACAGUUUCUGGAAAUGAACCAGGGAGAUGCUCUGAAGAAAGGUCCAAAAGAUUACCCAAAAGACCAUAAAGAUCUUCCUCUCUUGUGUCUGCGGAGUUAUACUGUGCACAGUAUGUUGAGCGAUUCCACUUUUGAUACCGGGAGCGACGCAGUGGGGAAGAUCAUAAGAGUUUUCAAGGCAAUGGUGCCAUUCGUAAACUUUCUCAAUUCUGUUAUUAUGGACAACGAGGAUAGUGAGGAGAGUGGAGAGGAGGAAGAAGUAGAGGGGUAA
Messenger RNA from Myxozyma melibiosi, 1212 nucleotides. RefSeq lists its product as uncharacterized. The coding region runs from base 1 to 1212 and encodes 403 amino acids. The transcript is spliced from 3 exons. NCBI's taxonomy places the organism in Eukaryota, Fungi, Ascomycota, Lipomycetes, Lipomycetales, Lipomycetaceae. The record is from RefSeq and is a predicted model, not a curated record.